AUGAUUAACCGAUUAUAUUGCUGUGGUCAAGUGUCAAAGAUUGCAGAGACGUAUGCCUUCCUGCCCAGAGAGGCGGUGACUCACUUCCUGUUGAGCUGUGGCGAGCGUCAGAAGAGGAUGCACAUCAGCUCCACAGCACAAGACUUCAAAGAAAACCACACAGCUCCUUCACUCCUGAGUCCAGCAGUGGAUUUCAACCUCUGUCUCACCACCACCUACAUGAAGCAGAUGAAGCUUCAGUACAUGAGCAACAAGGAUGACCGUUCGCUGAGCAGCGAGGAGGAGGCGGAGAUGAGCGAGCCCACGUGGCUGACAGCUGACCUGGGAGCAGCGGCGGACCUGACCCCCCCGACCCCCCCGAGCCGAGCAGACAGGAUGCGCCUCAGCCCGCAGAGCGCCCACAUGAAGGAGGACGACGACGAUUCCUCUUCAGAGAGCGGCAGCGGCAGCGGCAGCGGCAGCGGCAGCGGCCUGCCGGUGCUGACCCCUCCCUCCUCUGCCGUGUCAGAUGGCGCCAUCGUCCGGGAAACCAAGAUAGUCAACGGCACCGGCGGCGUGCUUCCUCUGGACUUCAGCACGCCGACCUCCUCUUCCUCGUCGUCCGAGGACCCGCCCCCCCCACGCCUGGCCGCCUCCCACCUGCCCGUCACCGUGUCGGCGGCGGCGGCGGCGCUGCUCGGCGCUCUGCACCCCAACGCGCCCGAGGAGCUGCGCAGGAAGUUCCCGCUGGCGGCCAAACCGCCGCCGGCUCCACACCCGGCGCUGCCGCUGCCGCACACUCCUCACACACACAACACCAACACAACCAACACACACUCCCAGGCACACGCACACACCGCCGAGCUGCGACUGGACCGGGACAGCAGGGACUACGGGGCAAAGUCUCCUCAGUACAGUUCCGGCGGCAGCUACGACAGCGUGAAGAUGGACCUGAGCGCCGAGGACCUGACCACAGGGCGCCACGGCAACCAGGUCGCCGCGGACGACGAUGACGACGACCACGACGACCACGACGACAACGACAAGAUCAACGACACAGAGGGCGUCGACCCCGAGAGACUAAAGGCCUUUAACAUGUUUGUGCGUCUGUUUGUGGACGAGAACUUGGAUCGGAUGGUUCCGAUCUCCAAACAGCCCAAGGAGAAGAUCCAGGCCAUCAUCGAGUCCUGCAGCCGACAGUUCCCCGAGUUCCAGGAACGAGCUCGCAAGCGCAUCCGCACCUACCUCAAGUCCUGCCGACGCAUGAAGAAGAACGGCAUGGAGACCCGUCCCACGCCACCGCACCUCACCUCAGCCAUGGCCGAGAACAUCCUGGCGUCCGCCUGCGAGAACGAGUCACGCAACGCUGCCAAGAGGAUGCGUCUGGAAGCCUACCACGAUGAGCAGAUCUCUCCGGAGAAGCCGACCGGCGGCGGCGGCGCUCUGAGGGAGCCGGCGUCGCUCGCCCACUUCUCGCUGGCCGCCUCCGCCUUCUCCUCGCAGGACGCUCAGCUCUACAUCAACGGAGCUGGCUUGAGCUACGGUUACCGUGGAUACCCAGGCCUGGGCGCCGCCAUGCCACACCCCGUCUCCCUGACGACCAGCGGCGCCGCUCAGGGCAACGGCCCCACAGACCUCAGCAUGAAGUCCCUCUCCUCCGCCAACAUCACUAGCUCCGCCUCUUCCGCCGCCGCCAACAGCCUGGUUGGGCGUGGCAGCGGGGGUGCUGGAGGGGGCGGGGCCUCCACCCAGCUCAGCCAACCGGAGAUCACCGCCGUGCGUCAGCUGAUCGCCGGCUACCGGGAGUCGGCCGCCUUCCUGCUGCGCUCAGCCGACGAGCUGGAGAACCUCAUCCUGCAGCAGAACUGA
Molecule: messenger RNA, 1848 nt
Organism: Limanda limanda (common dab)
Lineage: Eukaryota; Metazoa; Chordata; Actinopteri; Pleuronectiformes; Pleuronectidae
Product: nucleolar protein 4-like
Exons: 12
Coding region: 1-1848 (615 amino acids)
Source: RefSeq, a predicted model, not a curated record